Pseudogymnoascus verrucosus is the source of this 949-nucleotide messenger RNA. It is a transcript of the gene PHB1, whose product is annotated as prohibitin-1. The transcript is spliced from 2 exons. Bases 57 to 890 code for a protein of 277 amino acids. Gene Ontology annotation, biological process: mitochondrion organization. The record is from RefSeq and is a predicted model, not a curated record. NCBI's taxonomy places the organism in Eukaryota, Fungi, Ascomycota, Leotiomycetes, Thelebolales, Thelebolaceae. Gene Ontology annotation, cellular component: mitochondrion; membrane.
CAUACUGGACGCGUUCAACUACCACUUCCCACGACCUAUCCGAAUAAUACUUCAAGAUGGCGCAAGCACUCAACACCCUGUAUAAGCUUGCCAUCCCUCUGGCUGUGGGAGUUUCUUUUGCCCAGGCCUCGAUAUACGAUGUUAAGGGUGGAAGCAGAGCCGUCAUCUUCGACAGACUGGCUGGUGUAAAGGAGGAUGUUAUCAGUGAGGGAACACACUUCUUGAUUCCAUGGUUACAAAAGGCCAUUCUCUACGAUGUGCGAACGAAGCCACGAAACAUCUCGACGACAACCGGAUCCAAGGAUUUGCAGAUGGUCAGCUUGACACUGAGAGUGCUCAGCAGACCAGAUGUUAAGCAGCUGCCCAAGAUUUACCAGAACCUUGGACAAGAUUACGAUGAGCGUGUCCUCCCAUCCAUCGGAAACGAAGUCCUCAAAUCCAUCGUCGCCCAAUUCGACGCCGCAGAGCUCAUCACCCAGCGUGAGGCCGUCUCCAACCGCAUCCGCAGCGACCUCCUCAAGCGUGCCCAAGAGUUCAACAUUGCUCUUGAGGACGUUUCCAUCACGCACAUGACCUUCGGAAAGGAGUUCACCCGCGCCGUCGAGCAGAAGCAGAUCGCCCAGCAAGAUGCUGAGAGGGCACGAUUCAUCGUCGAGAAGGCCGAGCAGGAGAGACAAGCAAACGUUAUCCGUGCUGAGGGAGAAGCCGAGUCUGCCGAUACUAUUUCAAGGGCCGUGGCGAAGGCAGGAGAUGGUCUCAUUAUGAUCAGAAGGAUUGAGGCCAGCAGGGAGAUUGCACAGACUUUGGCGGGCAACCCCAAUGUCACAUACCUACCAGGAGGUGGCGCAGAGGGCAAGGAUGGCGGCAAGUUUUUGCUGGGCUUGAGAUAAACAGUGUUGACAGAACUAAGUGUAAUAGUAGUAUAGUAAAAUGUAUAGCAUCUCCCCUG